AUGCACGAGAUUAUCAGCAUAAGUGCGUCGCAUCGCACCAAUCAUGUGCUUACUCAAUUUUAUAACUGCCAGGAGGAACAACUUCGGGAUCUUGAUUUUGAAAAUGAGCCUGGCGUGUUUUUGAAUCCCGUCGUGGAUCGCAUCUCCAAAACAGUGUCCUAUAAGCCUCGGGCGCUGUUAUGGGAUGCAAAGACCGGAAAUGGGGCACUGGGAGCUCAUCAAUACUCGAGCACCAAAGACUUCUUCUACGGUUCCGAAAAUCAAAGGCCUAAAGAGCUUUUGUCGCAGACCAGCGUCAAGGUUAUUCAGACCCACGAGCCGACCCCAAAAUCUGAGUACCAAACCGCACUCGACACGAAUAAUCCGGCUCCACCACUAAGUGAUCAGAAUUCCAAAUACUGGUCUGAUUACAGCAAGCUGAUCUUUGGCGCCCCUAACCUCAACACCUUGGAUCGCUGGUACCACGACCCGAAUAACCCUUCGGCUCCAGACUUCGAAAACCUCCACCAGACUUACUUUGAUAGCUACGAGGUUGGUUUUCAGGAGUUUGCGACAAACUACUGCUCGGAAUUUUUUGACGAGAAGCUGCGCACGCAGCUCGAAAUGUGCGAUGAGCUGCAAGGUAUUAAUUUGCUUUCCGAGAUAGAUAACGGAUGGGGUGGUUUCUCUUCUAGUAUGCUAUCAAAUAUUCGCGACGAACUCCCAAAAACUGACGUUAUGACUUGGGGGUUUAAUCAAGACGACGCACUUUCUCUGGGUCAGCCGAUUCAUUCAACGAAAACGAAAUUUCAGAAGCUUUGCAGCAAAAUACGAUCAACCCUGAGUCUAGUACAAGAAUCAAACCUUUUCUUCCCAAUAUACUCAGAUCCCCAGCUUCCACUUUGGACGUUUGCAGGACGCACUUGUAUGCUAUUCGACGCUGUCAACGCAUGCGGCAGCAACCGCGAAUCUGAACACCGUUAUACCUUUAACCAGAUGAUUGGGAAAAUUACCUCUGGCGAGCCGCAAAGGAACAUUGUGUCGACUCUUGACAUACAAGGCUUGGAUCUUUCAUUUUACUCCCGCAUUCCAACUUAUAAGGGAAGUAGUCAAAAAACGUACUCGCACCUUUCAAUUUUAAGGGGCAAAGAAAAUCAAGUCGCAGAUAGUUUUUCCAUCAAUACAUAUCCAUGGAGGCCCUCUGAUACGAUUCCCGAACAGUUUAGGAGCAUUACAAAUUAUAAAACGAACCUCGCCGUCACUGAAAGACCCCGUGACGUCUUCAGGCAUUGGGAAGCCAUGGUUUCGCGCUACUUUAGAUACGACACCGAUAGAGAAGAGCUGAAGGAAGAACUAGGAAGGCUUGCAGAAACAUAUGAAGAAGGCUGGUACGAUGACUUCGACUCUGGGGAUGAUGUCUGA
This is a messenger RNA of Lachancea thermotolerans CBS 6340, 1401 nucleotides long. It is a transcript of the gene DML1, whose product is annotated as Dml1p. The coding region runs from base 1 to 1401 and encodes 466 amino acids. The transcript has a single exon. The record is from RefSeq and is a predicted model, not a curated record. Gene Ontology annotation, cellular component: cytoplasm. Gene Ontology annotation, biological process: mitochondrion distribution. Lineage: Eukaryota; Fungi; Ascomycota; Saccharomycetes; Saccharomycetales; Saccharomycetaceae.